AUGGAUGAACACAGCAUCGUUGAAAAGGUGAAACAACCGCUUCUAAUAACAGUCACCAAUACCGAAAAAGUUCCAGAUCUGAGACCGAUAUCAUCUGAACCAGCUACCUCACGGUGGUCAUUACUCUUCAAACCCUUUCUCGUCAUCACCACCAUCGGUGUUUUCAUAGCUGGUCUCUCAUUAAUCAUAUGGAUUACACCAACCCCACCCACCGUUCAAGUACACUCCAUGUCCAUAUCAUUCAGCAAACUCCAUCUCCCGAUCUGGUCAGCAGCGUUCUCUAUCAAAAACUCUAACGAGAAACUCCAUGUAACGUACGAGAAUCCGUCGGUGUGGGUGUUUCACAGGAAAAGACUCGUGUGGACGGUAAGAGUCGGGUCCUUUGGGCAGAAAGGCGGGGAGGAGAACGAGGUGGUCGUGAAGGGAGAUGAAACCGGAGUCAUCGAUGAGGAGGCGACUCGGGAAAUGAGAAGGAAGUGGCGGUUUGGGGAAGUGUGGUGA
This is a messenger RNA of Microthlaspi erraticum, 501 nucleotides long. NCBI's taxonomy places the organism in Eukaryota, Viridiplantae, Streptophyta, Magnoliopsida, Brassicales, Brassicaceae. The record is from the annotation of a GenBank genome assembly.